GUCUUCAGCCCGGCCAAGCCAGAGCAGCAAAAAUGGCCGCCGGUACCGGAGCUGCGAGCGGCCACGGAGCCCGCAGCUCCAACGCCGCUUUGGAGGCCUCCCUGGACCGCCGCUUCCAAGGAAUAUCCAACACCAUGGAGUCCAUCCAGAGCCUCUCCGGUUGGUGCAUUGACAACAAGAAGCAGAGCGCCCUCGUCGUUCGCUACUGGAUGAAGUGGCUCAAGAAAUCCGACCACAAUCAUCGCUUGAAUCUCUUCUACCUUGCUAAUGACGUCAUCCAGAACUGCAAAAGAAAGAAUGCCAUUGUGUUUCGCUCAGCCUUCGCCGACGUUCUUCCCAACGCCGCCCUGCUUAUCAAAGACGCCAAGGUCCGCAAGUCGGUGGAAAGGAUCUUGUCCAUCUGGGAGGAGCGUGGCGUGUAUCCCGAGGAGCUGAUCAGCCAGUUGAAAGCCAACCUGAACAAGAAGGAAAAGGAGCGGGACAAGCAGAAGGACAAAGAAAAGCUGAAGGACAAAGGUGAAGAGACGCCGCCUGCGACCGAUCCAGCCAAGACCAAAGCCGCAAUCAAGUCCAAGAUCGUGGAAGAGUUUGCGCCCGGCGCGCUCAUCGAGCAACUGUCGGCAUAUGAGCGGGUUGCCGCGGAAGAGGACUUCAGGGAGAAGCAGCUGGCAGCUCUCAGGCUGGACAUUUGCAGCACCGAAGCGCUCAAGCGGCUGAAAGACAAGGCGGGAGGCAACAAGUUUGCCAAGGACUUUGAAGACGGCUGCCAGACGCUGCAGGACUUUGUCGGCUUUCUGGAGGAGGAGUUGAAGACGGGGCCCUCCCUGCUGGAAGCUUUGGAGAACGCUGACAUCUUCUACCACACGCAGUACAAGGAGGUCAAGAUUGUGGCGAACGCCUACAGCGCUUUUGCCAACCGUGUGGCCAGUCUUAAAAGGAAGCUGGACUCCCUCAAGUCGACUCUGCCCGGGUCCGAGGACUCACCCGUCCCCUCCCCCUCGGAAGACGCCCCCUCCCCCACCGGCUCCGACUCCCCCUUUGUGGGGAUGGGCGGCACCGGAGCGCGGGUGGACCCAGAGCUAGACGGCAAGGCCAUGGAUGAAGGAGACCUGCCCGGUGACGGCCAAGAGGACGCGGAGGCGUCUGAUGAAGAGGAGCGCUCUUCCUCAACGGCCGGUGACAAGACGAGCGUGAUGUCCCCGGUUGCCGUCAAGUCAGAUGCGGGCUGCAAGACUCCCACCACGCCUACCAAAGUGUCAAAGGCUAACAGCACUGCCGCGUCAACAUCGGUCACACCUCAAGCGACAUCCGCUCCUCUGGGAGUCAACAUGGCCAAGGUGGACCUGGGAAAGAUCAGCUCCAUCCUCAGUUCACUCACAGCUGCCAUGAAGAACACAGCAGGGAGCCCCUCAGGCCGGCCGUCUCCGGGAACACCCGGCGCACCGUCGGCCCAGUCGACAGCCUCCAAGGCCACACCGGCAAGCCCCGCCCUCGCCACUAUAUUGUCACGUGUUGACAUCACACCCGAAGGCAUACUCAACGCUCUGUCAAAGAAAAACACACCAGCGUUGUCAUCUCUCCUGCACAAUGUGACAAACUCUGCUCAGCCCACCCGAGCUUCACCAGAAACAGCAGCGACCGCAUCCUCGUCCUCAGCAAAGACCCCCAAAGCAAAAUCCUCGAUGGGAAACAGUCUCAAGCGAGACGCGCCCAGCAGAAACAGAGUCUGGGAGAAGGGCCGGCAGCUGUCCCCGCCUCCACCGCCGCCUCCUCCCCGCGUCUCUCCUCCCAGCCUGGAAUCCAAAAUCAACAGUUUCUUGCAGGGCAAUCCCGGUUUCAGUCUGGCCUUAGGCGACGCCAGUCCCGAUGGCGUGGAUGGGACCCCGGUGCGCGAUGAGGCUGCCGCUACCCCCACCCAAGACGAGAUCAUGGAUGCACCCGGGAGCGUGCCCGAGUCUUUGGGCUCCUCUGGCAGCAACAACCUUUCACCCACGGCGUAUCGCAGCGAGCCCUGGGACGCUGUGAUCACGCCGUCGGCAAGUAACGACGACGGCGCUGGUGACUAUACCUCCUCGCGCUACGGAGGUGCAAAAAGGAGCAAUGAGGCCAAGAAUGCGAGGAAGCAGGCAGCCUCCGCAGGCACCAGUGAGUUCGCCAAGAUGAAGAAAGAUGCACAACGCAUUCAGGCUGCGACGGCAGGAGGCGGCGCGAGAGCCAAGGCCGAGCGUCGGCUCUCGGCCGGCUCUCGAAAAGCGAGCGUGGGCUCGGAAGACGGCGGCCCUAGUGGGAAAAGGGUGGACGAGCGGUCGCCCGGUAGGGACGGAGGGGGCUACCAUCGCAUCGAGACCCUGGUCCCAUGCACCGAGGGCGCACCCAUUGAGACGGUGGGCUACUCGAAGCAGCCUCCCGCGGGAGAGCGAAUCAAGACGGUGGAGAGCAUCCGCGUGAUUGGCCGAGACUCUCGGCGAGGGGGAGGAGCCGGCUCUCGCUCCGGGGCAUCAAUGUGGUAUGAAGAGGAAGAGUACAUGGAAGCGCAUUCCGCCUCGCCCCACACCGUCCCCACUCCUCUCGGCGCCGGCCAAGGAGGCGGCGGGGACAUGCCUCCUCCCGCCAUGCCGCUCCCGCAUCAUCUCCUAGCUCACCCCUCUGUUCCUCCUCCAGUCCGUCACCCGCUCCCUACUCUCCCCCCACCACAAAUUCCCUUCCAAAUGCUUUACCAUGCCGAGAGUCUGCAGACUCCUCCCCCUUCCCAUCUCCUACACCCGCCUCUUCCCUCACCCCAUUUCUUUAGCGCACCCCCCACUAUACCUCAACCUCCUCCGCCUCCCAUGUCGCCCACACUGUCCCCCUCUUUACCCCCAGGGAUCAUGGUCGGGGGACUUUGCUUGCCGGUCGACCGAUGCAAGCCGCCGGGCAGGCACGACGGCGCGGAGCGAGGAGGCCCCAGGGGCAACAGGCCCUCGCCUCGCCCCCUCCUGUCUUUAUUAGGCGAGCCUCCCAAAGCGCCCCGUCCCGGGACGGUCAAAGAGCCGUUUGGCGCUCACCAUACGCCCCCUAUCCACCGCCCGGGUGCGCCCGGCGCUCCUCCGCCUCUCCUGGGCCGAGUCAAGGAGCCCCCAAAUACCGCCGUCCCCCUGGUUGCGGACGGCACGCCCGCUAGAUCUCCUGCGGCCCCGCCUCUUGGGCACAACGCCCCAGCUAGUCCUAGCGGGCAGCCCCUCAACCACCCUCCCAGUCCCGUGCCCCUCUUGGCACUGCCCACUCAAAGGCCCCCCCUGCUGUCUAACCCGCACAGGCCGCCGCAGCGGGGCCAGCACUCGCGACAUUUUAACGAGCAAGGCGGCGGGAGGUUCCGCGGCAACAAGCGUCCUGGCCCUCCCUUCGCAGGCGGCCCCUUCCAUGGCCCGAAGAGACCCUUCCAACCGCCGCGCUACUGAAGUGGCCACAUGCUGAAAGAGCGAGAGAAGGAGCGCAAGCCACAACGCUAAUGUGUGCGUGUCGGCCUCGCUGCUGUGAGCCUAGGUAUAUUUCCCUACUUUGAAUCCUAACACUUGUGUGUAAAUAGUGUAUUAAAUCUUCAAAGAAUGCUUAGUGCACCGUGUUGUAUAAGCGCAUCUCUAGACUCACUGUGGCAUCAUCCUCAACGCAUAUUAGGAGAUCAAACUAGCGUAGAGGUCAGCUACAUACAUCUAUUUGAAUUCCUUACAGUGGUCAUACAUUUCACGGAAGGUCCCACUUGAUACACAGCCAAAAAAAAAAAGAUGUCAACUCAUGAACCACAAUUUGUUCCAAAGUUGCUUUUCCUCCCUGAAGGUAUAAAUGUGAGCACUGUCCUCCAACGGUGUUUGAAGCCAGUUCCAGAAUUUGUAAAUAACCCUUGUCAAAUUUCCUCUUCCCGCCUGUCCCUCCCGCCUUUGUCAUUUUAAGAUUAUAAAUAUGAACGAGUGACUGCCUGCCUUUUUUUCCUCCCCUCUUCAAACUCUUGUAAAUGAUGCUCACUGUUUCAGCCUGUUGUUAAUUGUGAUCCAGGCCAUGGAAACACUCAAUUAGCGCCGAUUGCCUGUUUUAUUUGUUCAUUUUUUUCCCUUUUCAAUCCAGCAUAUAGAAAAAGAGUAAAUCAUUUUGUGUUUUAAUUAGGGAUGGGCAUGCUAGUCCACCCGUAGUUGUUCUGGCUAGAACUAUAGCUAUAACGUGAUGGGAAAUUGAGUUACAUCCAUGCAGUGACUCAAAAUAAGUUCCUUGAUGCUUUUCGAGAAGAUUAAAGUUCAAGAUUUCCCUUCACAGCAUGUACUCAAAUGCUCAUCCCUAAUUUUAAUUUCAAACCUAUUUUGGUGCCUUGAGAUAUGAGUGACCCGAUUCGCAAGCAACGAUAUUCACAUGCUAGCAUCUCUCGUUGCACUUUUUGAAAGAUAAAUGGUGGCGUAAGACAUUUUGACAAUUCAUGUAACGAUGUGCACUGUCACCUGUUCUUUGUCCUCCGCGAAAAGUGACGAUUGCACAAUUUUGCCGAGUCACUCUUAGUACUGGAAGAAGAGUUUUUGUUUGCUCUGCACUGCCUCCGAUGGCCAAGGCGAGCACACCAAAAGGAGAAGGAAAAUUAGGUGGUUUGCAGAAACGAAAAACUGUUCCCGUCUUUACUGUGUUUGUUGGUGCUGUGACGCCUUUGCAAGUACAACUGUAAAGAAUGCUAUUGUCCUAACGUAGACAAUUUUCUGGGGGGGAGAGUGCGGAACAAACGAAUGGCUUUUCCAUUCAUUUUACUCAGAAGAGUUUUGAGUAUUGAGCUCACGGAAGAUAUUCAGCUGGGAUCUCAAGGCACCAGCACGCUUCAGGUUAGCAUCAUGGAGGGAAAGCAGUCAUGCCACAACUUUGGGGGGCUCCUGCAUGUCCUGACUUGAAUAAAAUCCAGAGUUUGAAUGAAAGAGGAGCGGGAGGGGGCGGGUGGGACUUGAUUCGCUCUUGAAUAAAUAGCGCUUUGUAGUUUC
Syngnathus acus (greater pipefish) is the source of this 4985-nucleotide messenger RNA. It is a transcript of the gene rprd2b, whose product is annotated as regulation of nuclear pre-mRNA domain containing 2b. The record is from RefSeq and is a predicted model, not a curated record. Gene Ontology annotation, molecular function: RNA polymerase II complex binding. Gene Ontology annotation, cellular component: RNA polymerase II, holoenzyme. Gene Ontology annotation, biological process: mRNA 3'-end processing. Lineage: Eukaryota; Metazoa; Chordata; Actinopteri; Syngnathiformes; Syngnathidae.